AUGUCGGCAUCACGACAGCAACCUGGACUGGCUUGCGAGGAAUGCCGCAAAAAGAAACUUCGAUGCGAUAGACGACGGCCUCAAUGUGACCAGUGCGAAGACUCUGGCACAACCUGCCUGGUAAAUCAAGUUCGGUCACCACGGGGCCCCAAGAAGGGACAUCUCAAGGCUUUGCGAAAUCGCAUUGCCACGCUAGAAAACAUCAUAAAUUGUGACCAGGGCAGUCUUGGUUCCAAGGAACUAUUGGACGGCAGUGAGAAACAUCACUCCGACGAGACAGCUCAAUUGCUGAGUCCACCUCACGAGUAUAUCCCCAACCUCACGAACACCGAAUGUCGCGACACCCCCUACUCCAUCGAGGUAUCAACAAUAACCUCACCUAUUACACCAAUAGCUCCACCUGAGCAUGAGAGCUUAGAUAUAAUCGAGGCAGAUCUGGACCAACUAUAUUUCGACAGAGUACACCCUGUCGCCCCCAUGCUCCACCAGGGCCGGUAUUUCUCCUGGUCCCAGAGCUUUAGCAAACCAGCCUCCCACAUCUGCUUACAAUUUGCAAUGUGGGCACUUGCAGCAGCCUCAUCCGCCCAUUUACAACACAUGCGGGAAUCUCUCUACACCCGUGCACGAUCUGCGAUUGACGCUCUAGAUCACGAUAUCCAAUCCAGCAGUGUGGCCUGUCUCCAGGUAGCCCAAGCAUGGCUUCUUCUAACCCACUACGAGUUCCGCUACAUGGGCUACCGCCGAGCAUGGCUUACCGCAGGACGCGCCUUUCGAAUUAUCCAACUCGCCAAAUUACACGAGAUCGAUCGGCUCAAUGACGUUAGCAUAAAUAUGGCCCACCCCGAAGCAUGGGCCGAGGCCGAGGAAAAACGUCGGACAUACUGGUUGGCAUAUUGUCUAGACCGAUUCCUCAAUAUCUCUGACGAGUGGCCUCUCAGUCUACACGAGGAAGCACUCUGCAUAUAUCUCCCCGUCUCGGAGUCAGACUUCCAACACAGCAGGCCCGUCCUUAUGGACUCCUUAUAUGACGAGAUCGAGACAUCCGGACACAAAAUGCUACCGCCUUUCGCGGAGACAAUCGUCUUGAUCACCCUAUGCUGGCACAGCGUUGCAUUCCAGCGCGCGGCGUACGGCGACAAAACUUCUCCGACAGACGGAGAUGCCUGGAAGCGCCAUACCCGGCUAUACCAAAUGGUACAACAGCGACUGAUGCUGGUCUCACUACCCCCAUCCUCGCCGGAACUCCACGAUCCCAUGCGUCUCUUUACAAACAUGCUCGCCAAUGCCGCCGUAAUAUGGUUCUACAACAUAAUGGAGACCCUGCAGGUGGAAAUUGACGAGGAGAUUAUCCUAGUUCCUUUUUACUCCGCGUGCGAGAUCGUAGGUUUGGCGAAGCCCCUCACCCGAUCCAGCUUUUUCAAGGCGCAUGCAUUUUCUCCCAUGCUACUCUAUCUCUCGGCAAAGUUUCUCAAGACACAUGCCGAUCAAUUGAAUACGUGUGUCUCCGCGUCGGAGGAUAAACAGCAGAAGUUGGAGGAUUUGAAAAAAGCUUUGCGUGUUUUGCAGGGUGGGAAUAAUUUAGCUAUGACCUAUUUGGAGCUACUGGACUCGGACUCGGACUCGUUUGACAAAUUGUGCAACUUGGCCACUGCUCAAGGGUGUACUAUGUCUGAUGCUACAGGUCAGCCGGAGCCACCUUUCUUUUUCGAUAUCACAAAUCUGUUAUAG
Molecule: messenger RNA, 1728 nt
Organism: Penicillium verrucosum
Lineage: Eukaryota; Fungi; Ascomycota; Eurotiomycetes; Eurotiales; Aspergillaceae
Product: Zn(II)2Cys6 transcription factor
Exons: 6
Coding region: 1-1728 (575 amino acids)
Biological process (GO): DNA-templated transcription; regulation of DNA-templated transcription
Cellular component (GO): nucleus
Molecular function (GO): DNA-binding transcription factor activity, RNA polymerase II-specific; DNA binding; zinc ion binding
Source: RefSeq, a predicted model, not a curated record